Molecule: messenger RNA, 613 nt
Organism: Theobroma umbraticum
Lineage: Eukaryota; Viridiplantae; Streptophyta; Magnoliopsida; Malvales; Malvaceae
Product: transcription factor bHLH167-like
Biological process (GO): regulation of transcription by RNA polymerase II
Cellular component (GO): RNA polymerase II transcription regulator complex
Molecular function (GO): RNA polymerase II transcription regulatory region sequence-specific DNA binding; protein dimerization activity; DNA-binding transcription factor activity, RNA polymerase II-specific
Source: RefSeq, a predicted model, not a curated record
ACAAAAAGACUAAAAAGAAAGCAUCAUGCCCAGAGGCACUGCAUCCCUAACAAGAAUGAACCGAAAUUUGAUAGAAAGAGAACGAAGAUCACAAAUGAAAGUUCUCUUUUCGAAUCUCGUCGCUCUCCUUCCUCCUCACCCAAGCAAGAUGUCAAUCCAUGCGCUCCUGGAACGUGCCACCAUUUAUGUGAACCAACUGCAAAAACGAACGGAGGAACUGAAGCAAAAGAAAGCGCAGCUAGAAGAGGGACAGUCGACUGCGACAAGAAUAUCCCCAGUUAUAAAAAUAACGGAUUUCGAUUCUACUAUCCAAGUAAAUUUAGUCGCUGGGACGGAUAUGAAGUUUGCGUUAUGUGACAUUAUCAGUAUCCUUGAGGAAGAAGGAGCGGAAGUUCUAAGUGCAACGUAUCAUAUUGUAGGGAAUAAGGUCGUCCUUUCACUUCAUUCCCAGGCUGCAUAUUCAAGAAUUGGCAUUCAGAAUUCCCGAGUGCGUGACAGAUUGAAGAGAUUGCAAAUUUCUUGAAAGAGCUUGGACCUUCCUACUACGUGUUGCUGUUGCAGUAUUUUCUGCUAAUAAUAUUAAACUCUACUGCAAAUUAAAGAUGUGUGUGUA